AAGGAACGGAAAUGCUAUCUGGCAACUGGAUAAUCAUAUCAUACAGCCUUCCUCGAAGUGGUGUGUUGCAUACCAAAUUCUGGGUCCAAAAUGGCGAUCAUAAGCUUGACGCAACGUGAUAAUUCGUACACUUGUCACUUGUGUAUUUACGUUUUACGGACAUCCAAGACUUUUGUGUUUUGUGACGCGGGACAGGAACAUUGUGGAGAAAAUCCAUGGGAAAUAGGAAAGUCUUAUUUUUGUGUUCUGUGCUCAAGAAUGUAAUGAAUAGUAUGAGGUAAAUAAAUGAUUGGUUUUAUUUUUGCAUUUAAUUUUGCAACUGUUUAAUUUUAAUUAAUUUGUCACUCAAAGGAUGUUCGCUUCACAACUAGGGAAUUUUCCAUUUGCAUCUAACAACAAAAUAUUCAAAGAAGAAGUCCCCAACUCAUCAUCAGAUAUGAGUGUCCUUGAUGGAGCAGGUGAUAACAACCAAAAUGUGCCAGACAAAACGAAACUGAUUGUCAACUAUAUUCCUCAAUUCGCCACUGAAGAUGACCUGGCUCAAAUAUUCACACCAAUCGGGCGAGUUGAAAGCAUAAAAAUCAUGAGGGACUUCAAAACUGGUUAUAGCUUUGGCUUUGGUUUUGUAAAAUAUACCACAGCUGAAGAGGCUGCAAAUGCAAUUGAAGCGCUGAAUGGAUUUACAUUCAGAAACAAACGCCUAAAAGUAUCGUACUCCCGUCCACCUGGUGCCGAUAUGAAGGAUUCCAACUUGUAUAUCACAAACCUACCCAAAGAUGUCACUGAGGAAGAUAUCGAUAAUUUGUUUAAACAUUAUGGAGAGAUUGUACAGAGAACUGUUCUGAAAGAUAAAAUAACUGGGUUGCCAAGAGGAGUAGCUUUUGUGAGGUAUUCUAGGGGUGAAGAAGCUCAAGCUGCAAUAGCAAACCUGGAUGGUAAAAUGCUGGAAAAUGCAAUAUUGCCAUUGAGCGUGAAAGUUGCAGAGGACCAUGGCAGACAGAAAGCUCAAUAUUUAGAAUGCUGGAACCCAUUAUUAUUUAAUAGGGGUAAGAAAAGGAGACUUUACUAAUUAACAUAUUACAUCAAAAUUAGGUAUAAGGAUAAUUUUUUUAUAAAAUACAACUAAGGGCAUGUUCAUAGUUUAGCAGUUCAGCUUGCUGCCCACCUCACCAUACCAGUGCAUCAUCAUAGCAGUGUUAACCUGUACGAGGGAUGUCUUUUAAGUUUUGCAUAUGGAAAUAAAAUAACAUGGUAGGUAGUUUUAAAUGACUUUAUUGUUUUUCACGAAUAUUAAUACACAUCUGCAUGCGCUCGAACCAAUUUUCAAAGCACCUAUUCCACUCGUUUGCUGGCAGAUCCCAAACGGCAUUUUUGAAUGCGUCAACUGCUUCUUCUGGUGACUGGAACCUUUGACCACGCAGUAUGUUUUUAAUUUUCGGGAAAGUAAAGAAAUCGUUAGGACUUAGAUCGGGACUAUAUGGAGGAUGGUCCAAUCAUUCCACGUUUUCUUCCGUUAAAUACUGCCUUGUUUUUUGGGCUGUGUGCGAGCUUGCAUUGUCUUGGUGGAGAAUGAUUCUUCUUUCGGGGUUGAUUUUUCGAAGCUCGGUGAUGACUUUUGGCAAACAAAUGGUGGUAUACCAAUCUGCAGUAACAGUUUUGACACAAAUGUCGCGACCAUCUUUUUCGAGACAUUUCGAGAACGGAUUACUUUUGUUGGCUUUUCUUCACCUUGGAACACCCAAACAGCCGACUGUCGUUUACUUUCUGGUUCAUAACAGUAAAUCCACGAUUCAUCACCACUAACAAUGCUGUACACAUUUUUUGAGUUUCCGGAAUUGAAACGGUCAAGC
Acanthoscelides obtectus is the source of this 1850-nucleotide messenger RNA. NCBI's taxonomy places the organism in Eukaryota, Metazoa, Arthropoda, Insecta, Coleoptera, Chrysomelidae. The record is from the annotation of a GenBank genome assembly.